This is a messenger RNA of Pyricularia grisea, 618 nucleotides long. RefSeq lists its product as uncharacterized. The coding region runs from base 1 to 618 and encodes 205 amino acids. The transcript has 2 exons. Gene Ontology annotation, molecular function: metalloendopeptidase activity. Lineage: Eukaryota; Fungi; Ascomycota; Sordariomycetes; Magnaporthales; Pyriculariaceae. The record is from RefSeq and is a predicted model, not a curated record.
AUGUCCACUAUGCGUUACCUACUCAUUUUGAAACUCGUUUGCGCCGCGCUCGCCGCUCCCGCUCCCGCUAAGCCUUUGUUGAAAGAAAAAGAAGAUUCUUCAAAUCUUGUUACAAACGUUGGAGUAAUCGAAACUGGUCACAGCAGUCCGAAUAUUUUUAAACGAGGUUAUGUUACGAAAUCCUGCAGUGACAGCCAGCAAACGUAUAUAAAUGCAGCUAUGGCAAAAUGCAAAGCAUUUGCCGAUAGUGCUUAUUACGCCGUUAAAAACAACGAUAAUCUACGGAAGAAAUAUUUUAAAACCAGCAGUUCCACACAUAUUGAAGCUCUUCAAGAUGCCUUUUGGGAAAUUGAAAAAGGAUGCGAUAUUAAAAGAGAUAAUAUCGCUAUUAUAUGUGAGGACAAUGGCGUUGAUUGUCCCAAGGGAAUUGGUGGUUUCGCAUAUCCUUCAGAGGAUAAAGUUCAUUUAUGCCCUCUUUUUUUCAAAUAUGGCGUUCCUUCGUCAGCCCGUACCCUUGUACAUGAGAUGUCACAUCUCAAAUCCAGUAAGUGGACCCCACAGAUAUCGAACGAGUUCGGAUUCAAUAAAAGUAACUUUCAAUCAAAAUAUAAUAGUUAG